AUGGCGGAUCCCGAGUUCUCCUACGAGGACUUUUCAGAUACGGAACAGCCAAGCGUCGCGCCAGUGAGGAAGACGAAGAAGACACCGAAGACAAUAAUACCGAAGACGCCACCGAAGACUACGCCAAAGACGACAACGCCGACAGAGAAAAGCCUCAAUGUCAUCGUGGACCACACUCACUCGCCCGACUCGGAACAGGGCUCCCAACUCUCGGCCGGAGUCCGUCUUGCGCCUGACGGCACGACGCCUCUCGUCCCGCAGCCUUCAGCUGAUCCGCAAGACCCUCUUAAUUGGUCUUGGGCCAAGAAGCACGCAGUACUGCUGGCUCUGAUUCCGGGAUGCCUGCUCAGCGACUGGGCCCUGACGUGGGGCUCGACUGUCUUUGAGCUGCAGGCUCAGGACUGGGACAUGGCCGUCCAAGCCGUCUCCAACUCCCUGAGCCCUGGCAUCUUCAUGCAGGCCCCCGGGGGCAUCCUCGCCGUGCCCCUGUGCCAGCGAUACGGACGCCUCCCCGUCCUCUUCUGGAGCCAGCUGCUCUCCCUCGCCGUCAUAAUCGGCGCCACGCUGGCCCCCACCUACGGCGGCUUCACCGCCUGCCGCGCUCUGCAGGGUUUCUUCGGCGCGGCGCCGCAGGUCAUCGGCCUGUCCGUCAUCCACGACAUGUUUUUCUUCCACGAGCGGGCGCGCAAGAUCAACAUCUGGGCCGCCUCCUUUCUCAUCGGCCCCUACAUCGGGCCCUUCAUCUCCAGCCUAAUCCUGCUCAAACUCGCCUGGCGGCCCGACUUCGCCGUCCUGGCCGGCUUCUACGCCUUCAGCGUGCUGGCCGUGCUGCUGCUGGGCGACGAGACGCUGUUCGACCGCGGCGGCGCGCUAGGGCUGCACCAAAGCAAAAGCAAGCGCAAGACGACGCGGCUCGCCCUCCUCGUCGGCCUCGCCGGCUUGCGCGCUAAAGGCCGCCCCAAGAUCCGCACAGUCCUCAGGCACCAGCUCGCUCUGCUGGCGCGGCCCUAUCUCUUACUACCUUCCGCGCUCUUCCUCACGCCCCUCACAAUGUGGACGAUCGGCCUCGUGUCCACAAUCCCGCUCUUCACUUUGCCACCCCCUCCCCCAGCCGGAACAGGCUACGCCUUCUCGUACCUGGGCUUCGCGCUCCUCUACCUCGCGCCCAUAGUCGGCACCCUCUUAGCCGAAGCCUACGGCCACUACGCCAACGACUUGAUCCUCCGGCGGCACCUCCACAAGCACAACCACACCCAGCACGCCCCCACCACCCUCCCCGUCCCCGAAGCCCGCCUCACAGCCGUCUACCCCCCCCUAACACUCGGCGUGGCCGGCCUCGUCCUCUUCGGGCAAACGCUCCAGCAGCACCACCACUGGGCCGCUCUCGCCGUAGCCUGGGGCAUGGUCACCUUCGCGACGCUCGCCACCACAACGCCCAUCUCGGCGUACGUCCUCGACACCUUCCCCCUGCACGCGGCGCCCGCGGCCGCGUGGCUGAACGCGUGGCGCGUGGUUGGCGGCUUUAGCGUCGUUUAUUUCCAGCUUGGCUGGGUGGCGCGCGCCGGGCCGGGCGUGGCGUUCGGGUGCCAGGGCGCUGUCAUUGCUGCGGUGGGGUGUGCGGUCGUCGUGACGCAGCGAUUUGGGCGGGCGUGGCGCGAGCGGUGGCCGGUGCCUGAGGGGGAGAAUUAG
Molecule: messenger RNA, 1689 nt
Organism: Aplosporella prunicola CBS 121167
Lineage: Eukaryota; Fungi; Ascomycota; Dothideomycetes; Botryosphaeriales; Aplosporellaceae
Exons: 5
Coding region: 1-1689 (562 amino acids)
Biological process (GO): transmembrane transport
Molecular function (GO): transmembrane transporter activity
Source: RefSeq, a predicted model, not a curated record